Suncus etruscus (white-toothed pygmy shrew) is the source of this 4315-nucleotide messenger RNA. It is a transcript of the gene PAK5, whose product is annotated as p21 (RAC1) activated kinase 5. The transcript is spliced from 9 exons. Bases 157 to 2301 code for a protein of 714 amino acids. NCBI's taxonomy places the organism in Eukaryota, Metazoa, Chordata, Mammalia, Eulipotyphla, Soricidae. Gene Ontology annotation, biological process: apoptotic process; protein phosphorylation; intracellular signal transduction. Gene Ontology annotation, molecular function: protein serine/threonine kinase activity; ATP binding. Gene Ontology annotation, cellular component: cytoplasm. The record is from RefSeq and is a predicted model, not a curated record.
UACGCUAUGGCAGAAUACUUCUACCUCUUGCCAAAAUGAACGCUGAGCAGAAAUGAAGAGCUCUGAGGAACGUGAACAAAAAAUUACAGACUAAAAUAUCAACACUCCUCUGGAGUUUUAUUUCUACAGAGUCAUCAUUAAAAAGGUAUUUUCACCAUGUUUGGAAAGAAAAAGAAAAAGAUUGAAAUAUCAGGGCCAUCCAACUUUGAACACAGGGUUCACACUGGAUUUGAUCCUCAAGAACAGAAGUUUACAGGCCUUCCCCAGCAGUGGCAUAGCCUUUUAGCAGACACAGCCAACAGGCCGAAGCCCAUGGUAGACCCAUCAUGCAUCACACCCAUCCAGCUGGCUCCCAUGAAGACAAUCGUUAGAGGCAACAAACCCUGCAAGGAAACCUCCAUCAAUGGCCUUCUUGAGGAUUUUGACAACAUCUCUGUGACUCGAUCCAACUCCCUAAGGAAAGAGAGCCCGCCCACCCCAGAUCAGGGAGCCUCCAGCCAUGUGCCAGGCCCACGGGAAGAAAAUGGCUUCAUUACCUUCUCCCAGUAUUCCAGCGAAUCCGACACCACCGCUGACUACGCCACUCGAGAAAAGAGUUUCUAUGGAGACGACUUGGACCCAUAUUUUAAAAGCAGCCAGGGAGCCAAGCAAAAUGGGCAUGUGAUGAAAAUGAAGUCUGGGGAGGCCUACUAUUCUGAGAUGAAGCCUUUGAAACCGGAGCUUGCCAGAUUUCCAGUGGAUUACCACACACACUUGGAUGCCCUGAGCAAACCCAGUGAAUACAGUGACCUGAAGUGGGGCUACCAGAGAGCCUCCAGCUGCUCUCCCCUUGACUAUUCGUUUCAGUUCACACCUUCUCGAACUGCAGGGACACGCCGAUACUCCAAGGAAAGCCUGGCAUUCAGCGAAAGUGAAUGGGGACCCAGUCUGGAUGACUACGACAGGCGGCCCAAGUCAUCCUACUUGAACCAGACGAGCCCUCAGCCUGCCAUGCGGCAGAGAUCCAGGUCAGGCUCAGGCCUCCAGGAACCCAUGACGCCCUUUGGAGCAAGUGCAUUUAGAACCCAUUCCCAAGGACACUCCUACAACUCUUACACCUACCCUCGCCUGUCCGAGCCUACAAUGUGCAUUCCAAAGGUGGACUAUGAUCGGGCACAGAUGGUCCUCAGCCCUCCAUUGUCAGGCUCUGACACUUAUCCCAGGGGUCCUGUCAAACUACCUCAAAGUCAAAGCAAAUCAUCAAGCAGUCAACAAUACCCAUCUGGAUAUCACAAAGCCACUCUCUACCACCAUCCCUCCCUACAGACCAGCUCACAGUAUAUCUCUACCGCUUCUUACCUGAGUUCUCUCAGCAUUUCAUCCAGCAGCUACCCGCCACCCAGCUGGGGCUCCUCCUCAGAUCAGCAACCCUCGUCUAGAGUAUCCCAUGAACAGUUUCGGGCUGCCCUGCAACUGGUGGUCAGCCCGGGAGACCCCAGGGAAUACUUGGACAACUUUAUCAAAAUUGGAGAAGGGUCAACUGGCAUUGUGUGUAUUGCAACUGAAAAGCACACAGGGAAACAAGUUGCAGUGAAGAAAAUGGAUCUCCGAAAGCAACAGAGACGAGAGCUCCUUUUUAAUGAGGUUGUAAUAAUGAGGGAUUACCACCAUGACAACGUAGUUGAUAUGUACAACAGCUACCUUGUCAAUGAUGAGCUCUGGGUAGUCAUGGAAUUUCUGGAAGGUGGUGCCUUGACAGAUAUUGUUACUCAUACCAGAAUGAAUGAAGAACAGAUAGCUACCGUCUGUCUGUCAGUUUUGAAAGCUCUCUCCUACCUUCACAACCAAGGAGUGAUUCACAGAGACAUAAAGAGUGACUCCAUCCUCCUGACCAGUGAUGGCCGGAUAAAGUUAUCUGAUUUCGGUUUCUGUGCUCAAGUUUCCAAAGAGGUGCCAAAGAGGAAGUCAUUGGUUGGCACCCCCUACUGGAUGGCUCCUGAGGUGAUUUCGAGGCUACCUUAUGGCACAGAGGUGGACAUCUGGUCUCUUGGGAUCAUGGUCAUAGAAAUGAUAGAUGGUGAGCCCCCCUACUUCAAUGAGCCUCCCCUCCAGGCAAUGAGGAGAAUCCGAGACAGUUUACCUCCAAGAGUGAAGGACCUACACAAGGUUUCUUCUGUACUCCGGGGAUUCCUAGACCUGAUGUUAGUGAGAGAACCCUCUCAAAGAGCCACGGCCCAGGAACUCCUUGAACAUCCAUUCUUGAAACUGGCAGGUCCACCAUCUUGCAUCGUUCCCCUUAUGAGACAAUAUAGACACCACUGAGGAGAGGGGUCAUGUCGGUCAAAAAGCUAGAGGACAUGCGCAUAAUUCAGGAGAACUUGAAACCACAGGACAUGCAAAAGACCAGCUGAUUGGUGGGACAAUGUGAUGACCAGCAGGGUUUAAUAGACCAGGGCAUCUUCUUGUGUCUUAAACAGGCAUCUCUCCACUGACAGCUGGCAUGAUCAUUUGGAACACUGCUUUAAUAAGUCAUUAUUAUAUUUUUCCACCAUUCAUCCAGAAAAUCAGAAGGAUUCAGACAAACUCCAUUAUGAAAUAUCCUAGCCACAUGCAGGGUAAUAUGUAUGUAGGGUUUUCUAUAUUGAAAGAAUACUUUUCUGGCAAAAAAAAAAUAAAAGAAAGGAAACAAAAAGCACUUUUUUCUUAAUGGUAGCAGUGUAAUGUAUUUUGCAAUGAAUUUGUAAUUUUUCUGUACAAUAGUUUUGAUAAUUUAUAGUACUUUGAUGUCACGUACCAUUGUAUCAGUUAAAGUAAUACUUGUUUACUAGCAAGAGUUUGAACAAAGCCUUUCCUACUUUUUUAUCCCUUUCAGAGAACCAACUAUUCUAUAGGAACUUUGAAUACUGAAUGACUCUCAAUCACCGUCAGCUUUAGUAAAAUAUCUUUCUUAUCUUAACAAGUGUCUUAUGUGAUGGAAGAAGAUUUCAGAGUGAUGGUGAUUGUGGUGCACAUUUCAUUGAUUCAACCAAAAACAAAAUAAAAUUUGAGCCACAAUUUACCACCAAACUACUCCUUGGGAUAAAGCUAAAUAUCUUAGAAAAUUACUCCAUCCUUGAUGCAUAGUGGGAUGUUUCUCCUAGAGCCCUCUCUUAAGUGGGCAUGCCAUGUCCCUUGUGGCCAAAUUGCUCUUCCAAGGAACAAUUUCAGUGCUGAGAUCAUGGGUCUCAGUUCCUCCAAAUGUACAUUACAAUCAGGCCAUGAGACUUACAGUAUCACAAAGAAAAAGGAGAGAGAAUGGGACAAGAUGUUUGGUUUCAUUUGUCACUGUUUUUUAAAACUGUAUGCUAGCACACCAAACUCUUGUCUGUACUUACCUUUGUAUCACAGUAUUAAUUGCUAUUGUUCACGUAUUGUGCUGGAAGUCUGAACCGACUCUAGAGGAAUAAUAGGAAAGGGGGUGUUUUACCGGUAUGAUCUUCAGUUGUGACCAUGUUAUAAUGUGUUUCUAACAUAGGAGAGUUGUGCUGCUGUCUAGAUCUUCUUGAAUGUUGAUAAAAAUGAAUGACUACUAUAAUACAUUUUGUGUUGCUUGUUGGAUGAAUUUGCAUGUUAACUGUAGGCCAAUAUAGAUUUGCCUUUAAAACCCUGGAAGUGCUACAUAGUCAUGAUUAGUUUUUAUUAAUUAUGCAUCAGAUAAAAGCCAUUUGUUACCAAACUAGAAAACCAGAGGUUUUUUCAUAAUGAUUUCGUCUACUGUAAUAAGAAUGAAUUUAAAUUUGUGAAAAUGCACUGGUUUCUCUAAGCAUAAUUAAUGAAUAAUUUUAAUUAAUAGGUUGUUUAUUAUUUAUUAUAGUUAAAAAGGAAAAAAGGCAUAAAAUGACCUUCUACUGGUUAGAUUUUCAGUUUUCUUCCAGACUGAAAAUGCUUCAACAUAAAUAAGAUCCUUAAUUUUAUUUCAUAAAACACACAUCAAUGUUUUAUGUACUAUAUUGAAAUAUUAAUAUAAAUAUGUAAGAAUAAAACUCUAAAUUCCGAAAGUGACAGUCCUAAAAGUUCACAGAACAGAUUGUAUUAUUAUAACCAGUACCAUAUAGACUAGCAAUUAAAAAAAAACUUUUUAUAAUCGGAACAGAUGCUAGAACCAUUAUGGAAAGUAGUAGAUUUGGGAGUCCAACCAUUUUUAAGAGUGUCAUAGAAAUUUUCAGUAAUUUUCUUAUCACUGGGUAUUUUUUAAUGUAGUCAUUGAGUUUACCAAAAGUUACUGUAGCUUAAAAAGAUUUUGUGAGCACUAUUGGCAGAAACUGCACUUGCAAAUAAAAAUAAAUGUUCGCCUUUU